AGCGACGGAACAGCGUGGCAAGCCUAGCAGUACGGAAAACGUCGAUCGCGUUGUGAUGGCAUUGUCGCGAGGCGGUCCUGGGAGCGAGGAGGACAUGUCUCGGAGCAUCGAGCAAAUGUCAGAACCUGCCGAGGUGCAACGCUACUUCGGCGACGAAUGCGGGGACGAUGACUAUGGAGGAGGAGGCGGUGGAGGCGGCGGCGACAGCUACGACGGCAAUAACAACGGAAGGUACGACUGCAGAGGCGACUUCAUCGCAAGCGGCGCCGGAGCCUUCCGGGGGAACUUCGGGCCACCCCGAAUGCCCUUCCGGGGUCGUGUGACGAGGCCGUUUGGACCGAGAGGCGGCUACGGACGCGGCCCGCCGUUUCGCGGACGCGGACCUCGGUUCGGUCGCCCUCCCUUCCGGCCUCCAGCGCGCGGUGGUUGGCCCGUGUCGCCGCGGUGCAACCGCGGAGGCCCAGCGCCACCACGCAGGCCUUUCUCUAGAGGCGGCACUCCUCAGCCGGCGAGACCGCCGAGGUUUCCUCGCGUACGAGGAGGCUGUUCUGACCGAGCUCGAGGCUUCCGCGGAGGCUUCGGAGACAAUGGCGGCGUGUCGCACGACCGUACGUGGCACAGCUAUCGCCGAGACGGAGUCGGCGGCGGACCUGACUAUUCGCCGGAGCCACCGCAACGCCCGCAGUGUAGAACGCGCAGUCGUUCGGUUGGACCGCCGCCGCGGGAAGUGGACUGGAGAGCGCAGCGGUCGCAAGGGGCCAGAGAUAACUGUUACCGCGAAGGCGGCAGGGAGUUGCAUAGUUUCUCCAGUGCCAGGGACAUCGAGGGCCGUGGAAGAACGCACUGCUCGCGAGAUUCGGUGAGGGGGACGACGUCCAGGAUACGGUCACGGAGCGUCGUCGAGGAGAUGACGCAACGCAUUGCCGCCAGGGUCGCGAGCGAAGCUAGGCUCAGGGAGGGGACACGUGACACGACUACAGCAACGAGGAGCGCAUCACGAGCCAGCACCGAGGCGCAAGCUGAGCGGAUGCGGGAAGGUGACCGCUGGAUGAAACGCCAGGAUGUGUUACCUGCGUCUUCUGUACACCACGCUCAGACGAAAACGCAGACCGUUUCAAUUAAGCCCGCUAUUCGCAAAGUGAAGGCAAGUGCGGAACCUGCUGUUGACUACACGGAGGUCAUAGCUCUUGGAGCGACGGAUAAAGGACAGCAAAGCGCUGCUGCACGCAGAACUGAAUGCAUCAGGGACGUCUGUAAGAGACGAGUCUCGAUGACGAAAUUACCUGCGCUCGACAAAUGGGCACCGAAGGAGAAAAAGAAGGCAGUGAAAAAUAUAAAUCUCCAGAUUGCAGAUCGUUCAUGUUUGUCGCGCAGCAGUGAAGAUGCCAGUGGCGAUGCUGAAGUGCGAAGGGAUCCUCAUCCUGCGACAAGCACUUCGGGACCCGAUCGUGUGGAUGACGGGCAGGAAUUUCGACGAUCCACACCUGAAGUCAAUUCGUCAUGGACGCUGCUGGCAAGUCCUGACAGUACCACAGACCGUUGGACGGAGCAGGCAGUCGGCGAAAACAUGCCUUCUCAAAUUAUGAGCACUGCAGACCUUACAGAAACCGCCGAUGUCGCUUUGACUGUUCGGGAAUUGCGUGAAAGGUCCGAGUCUAGCGAAGAAGUCGAGUGUCCCGAGAUCGGCGUCUACGAGGAAGUCGUUCACGCGCAGGAUGACGACGUGGCUUCUGAAGACUUGCAAGAAAUCUCCGACACCGCUGCAUUUGUUGAGUCAGCUGGGACCUUGAAUUGCGAAUCUGGCCCUGACACUGAAUCUGAGAGUGGUUGUACAGAUGAUGAAAGUGAGGAUGCUCAACUCGUCGGCAGCGAUCAGACAGAAGAAGCAGCUGAGGUUAUCAGUGCUAGCCUGCCUGCAUCAGCAGAAAAUACGGACCAACGUUCGACGGGCACCAGUGGAGCUUAUUCCACAGCGUCGAUGCCUUUGAUAGUAAGCGCGGUCGGCGCCGCGGAUAGCCUGUGGUCGCGGUCGUGCGACCAGACAUCGAAUGGACAGGACAGUGAUUGCAAUGCUCCGGAAGAGUCACCGCGAGGAAAUGGCCCCACCGAGCAAGCUUUCGUCUCGUCGCAACGCACCGAACCUGUUGUGCGGGACGCUUGCACGGAUGCUUGUUCCGCCACGUACUACGUUGAUUGCGAACAGGAGACCGCGUCUUACCUGUCGACGUUGACCGACGCUUGUUCCACCACGAACUGCGUUGAUUGGGAAUGGGACACCGCAUCCAACACGUCGACGUUGAACGGCAGUGGCGCCGACUAUGUCAUUCCAGUGUCCGAGAGCUUCCCCGCCGCAGCUGUCGCACGCCAGAGCCUGGAAGUGCCUGGUCCUUCGACGACCCCCACCGGACCAUGGCGAAGUGCGGCGCAGGAGCACCAGACGCCGCCACGGGAACCCGGCCCUCUAGACGCUGCCGCCACCUGCGACGCUUCCGUGAGCGCUACCGAGGGCGCCCUGUUCGAGCUGAAUGCGUUCGCGGCGCUGGCUGUCCACGACUUCUUGGGAGACGAGGUCGCCAAGAAGCAGACACUCGCUUGGUACGCCACGGCCAGGCGCACCAACACGAAGCAGGCGUGCACCCAUGAGAUGCUGAAAUUGCUCUUGACCGCGGCGAAUAGCACGUGUGCUAAGCGGGAAAACCUGUCGAAGGCUCUGCGUAGGCUCGCGCGGUUUCAGUUGACCUUGCAGCAUUCGAGUCCAUGCACGAGCCCCACGGCGCAAGAGCGGGAUGACCUGGCCGAUGAUACGGAUGCCUAGAUUGUGGGUCUCUUUCUGUAUGACGGCUCCAAAGCAUCCGUCUAUCUCCACCUCUUAACGGUAUAGUUAGGCUAUUCCACCCAUCGCCUUACCAACCAUACCGUUAAGAGGUGGAGAUGGACCGAGGCUUUGGAGCCGUCAUACGGAAGGAGAGUGCAAUGUGAACUGUUCUUUUUUUCUCUCAGGUCUUCUCCCGUACACACGUACUCGUGUCAUUCCGGUGUCCUGAACUAAUCUCAUCUAUUCGUGCUUGCAUUGCUCUUGCGCUAACCAGAUGCGUGCGAUCUCAGUAGCAAGACUUGUAACGUCGCCUCCAGGUGGACUAGUACAAUGACUACAAAGCAGUGCUUUCCGUAGUUAACGUUCUUACCAUAAGGGUAGCGAUUUCAUCUGUUACAUAUCUUUCGCUCACUUUGUUCUCUGUACAAUGCGACUAUCUUUUCUUUUUGCGCUCGAUCUCCUUUCCAUACUCCCUCAUUGCGCCUUCUUCCGCGAAGUAAAAGCUUUCUGCUACUAAGUUGUGAUUCAUACGUACGUGAUUCUUACGUACGACUUGGCGCCUCGAAAA
Messenger RNA from Dermacentor andersoni, 3383 nucleotides. RefSeq lists its product as uncharacterized. The record is from RefSeq and is a predicted model, not a curated record. Lineage: Eukaryota; Metazoa; Arthropoda; Arachnida; Ixodida; Ixodidae.